AUGCCGGAGCUCCAGUCGCACAAUGGUUACUACCUCUGGCACUAUGUGCCCAGCAUGGUGGCUGCCAUCAUCUUCGAGGUGCUCUUCGUCCUGGUUACCCUCUACCACGCGUGGAUGAUUGCGAGGACCAAGACGUGGUUCUGCAUCGUGUUUGUCAUUGGCGGCAUUCUUGAAAUCAUCGGAUACGCAGGCCGAGCCAUCGCCCGCGAGCGCACCGCUGAGAUCGGCCCCUACGUCAUGCAGAGCAUCACGAUCCUCGUCGCGCCCGCGCUCUUCGCCGCCUCGGUCUACAUGACGCUGGGAAGAAUCAUCCGCUCCGUCCACGGCGAGUCGCUCUCGGUGAUCCGCGUCAACUGGCUCACGCGCAUUUUUGUCGCGGGCGACUGCUUCUCCUUCCUGGUGCAGGCCAGCGGUGGCGGUCUUAUGGUCAAGGACGGCAGUCAGAAGAUGGGCCAGAACCUGAUCGUGGCUGGUCUCGUCAUCCAGAUCGUGCUGUUCGGCAUCUUCUGGCUGACGUCCAUCAUCUUCCACUCGCGCCUGGCCAAGUACCCGACCGAGGCCUCUGCGAGCGGCAACUCGCCAUGGAAGUCUGGCCUGUGGAUGCUGUACACCGUGAGCUGUCUCAUCAUGGUGCGAUCCAUCUUCCGCCUGAUCGAGUACCUCAUGGGCGGAGACGGAUACCCUCUGCAGCACGAGUGGACGCUCUACGUCUUUGACGCGAUGCUCAUGUUCCUCGUCAUGGUCGUCUUCGGCUGGCGCUUCCCCAGUGCGUUCCAGAUUCGUAAGAACGGCAGCCAGUCGACCUCGGACGUCGAGGGCUUCGACAUGACGGAGCAGGACACGCAGCAGCGGUCGAUGCGCAAGUCGAUGAGGUGA
This is a messenger RNA of Colletotrichum chrysophilum, 876 nucleotides long. RefSeq lists its product as uncharacterized. NCBI's taxonomy places the organism in Eukaryota, Fungi, Ascomycota, Sordariomycetes, Glomerellales, Glomerellaceae. Gene Ontology annotation, cellular component: membrane. The coding region runs from base 1 to 876 and encodes 291 amino acids. The record is from RefSeq and is a predicted model, not a curated record. The transcript has 2 exons.